This is a messenger RNA of Myxocyprinus asiaticus (Chinese sucker), 2572 nucleotides long. RefSeq names its product short-chain specific acyl-CoA dehydrogenase, mitochondrial-like. NCBI's taxonomy places the organism in Eukaryota, Metazoa, Chordata, Actinopteri, Cypriniformes, Catostomidae. Gene Ontology annotation, cellular component: mitochondrion. The coding region runs from base 663 to 1847 and encodes 394 amino acids. The transcript is spliced from 10 exons. The record is from RefSeq and is a predicted model, not a curated record. Gene Ontology annotation, biological process: fatty acid beta-oxidation using acyl-CoA dehydrogenase; butyrate catabolic process. Gene Ontology annotation, molecular function: flavin adenine dinucleotide binding.
AGGAUAAGUACAUCAGAGUCUCUAGUUUGAGAAAUAGACACCUCACAUGUCCUCAGCUGACAGCUUCAUUGAAUUCUACCCGCUCAACACCAGUUUCAUGUACAACAGUAAAGAGAAGACUCAGGGGUGCAGGCCUUAUGGGAAGAAUUGCAAAGAAAAAGCCACUUUUGAAACAGAAAAACAAAAAGAAAAGGUUAGAGUGGGCAAAGAAACACAGACAUUGGACAACAGAUAAUUGGAAAAGAGUGUUCUGGAUCUUAACCCCAUUGAGCUUUUGUGGGAUCAGCUAGACUGUAAGGUGUGUGAGAAGUGCCCGACAAGACAGUCACAUCUAUGACAAGUGUUACAGGAAGUGUGGGGUGAAAUGUCACCUGAGUAUCUGGACAAACUGACAGCUAGAAUGCCAAGGAUCUGCAAAGCUGUAAUUGCUGCACGUGGAGGAUUUUUUGAUGAGAACUCUUUGAAGUAGUUUAAGAAUUUCUGAAUAUAUAUACAGUAUAUAUUUUUUUUUUUCAAAUUGUAAUAGUAAUUUUUCAGUUUAUCAGUUGAAUGCCACUUUGGUGAAUAAAAGUACCCGUUUCUUUCCAUAAGAGCAAAAUCUGUACAUUAUUCCAAACUUUUGGCCGCCAGUGUAUUUGUGUCUUUAUUCAUCAGCUCUGGUCAUGGUAGCGGGUCAUGGCACUCGUUUUUUGACCCAGCUUGCGGAGUUGCCAGAAUUGCAUCAAAUGAUGAGACAGACAUGUAGAGACUAUGCUCAAAAGGAACUUGCGCCAAUCGCUGCCCAGCUGGAUAAAGAUCACAAAUUCCCAGCCAAGCAGGUACAAGAGCUCGGCGCGAUGGGGGUCAUGGCUGUAGAGGUACCAGAGAAUCUGGGUGGAGCUGGGAUGGAUUAUCUUGCAUACAGUCUCGCCGUGGAAGAGCUUAGCAGAGGAUGUGCCUCCACUGGAGUCAUCGUCAGUGUGAAUAAUUCACUGUAUCUAGGUCCGAUUAUGAAGUUUGGCACAGAGGAACAGAAAAAGCAAUGGAUUACACCCUUCACCACGGGGGAAAAAGUGGGAUGUUUUGCUCUGAGUGAGCCAGGAAACGGCAGCGAUGCAGGUGCCGCAUCAACAUUGGCGCGUCAGGAGGGAGACGAGUGGGUUCUGAACGGAACCAAGGCCUGGAUCACCAACUGCUGGGAUGCUUCAGCCACGGUUGUUUUUGCUACAACAGACAAGAGCCUAAAGCACAAGGGAAUUAGUGCUUUCCUGGUGCCGAUGCCUCAUCCGGGGUUGUCUUUAGGGAAGAAAGAGGACAAACUGGGAAUUCGGGCUUCAUCCACUGCCAAUAUCAUUCUGGAAGACUGUCGUAUCCCACUCGGCAACAUGCUGGGAGAAAGGGGAAUGGGCUUCAAGAUCGCAAUGCAAACUCUGGACAGUGGGCGGAUCGGUAUAGCAGCACAGGCUCUUGGGAUUGCACAGGCGGCGCUGGACUGUGCUGCUGAUUACGCUCAUAAGAGAACAGCUUUCGGUGCUCCGAUUGGGAAACUGCAGGCAAUACAGUUCAAAUUAGCAGACAUGGCUGUAGCUAUAGAGAGCGCUCGGCUUCUCACCUGGAAAGCUGCAAUUCUGCGGGAUGCAAAGAAACCUUUUAUGAAGGAAGCUGCAAUGGCAAAACUUGCUGCAUCUGAGGCUGCUACUUUUGUCUCUCAUCAGGCCAUCCAGGUGCUGGGCGGAAUGGGUUAUGUAACAGACAUGCCUGCUGAGAGACACUACCGUGAUGCCCGCAUCACAGAAAUCUAUGAAGGCACCAGCGAGAUCCAGAGAUUAGUCAUUGCAAACAACAUUCUCAAAGAAUAUCAACAGUAGGAGCUGACGUUCAUGUAAACACUGCUCUUACGUCUUUGUGCCUGGAAUCUCUGUUCUGAUCAUCUACAGACUACCGGACUAUGAAGAUAUAGCCUUGGAAAUUUGUUGAUCCUUUUCAAUAGGAGACUGGCUGAUUGCAAUUUGUUAUUUAUACCACUCGAGUGCAGUAGAGUGCCUGAAACGUUGCCUUGGAUUGCAUUAGGGUGCCACUGAAAUAAAUAACUCAGGAUUUUGAGGAAAACUAACAAACUUAAAUCUUGCUGAUUUCACUGGGUAUGUAAAUGCAUAUCUGAUUGUACAUAAUGUGUAUUUGUUGUGCAUUUUAAAAUAAAUGAUAAUUUAACAUUUUAAUAAAAACAGUGUUUUGUUUUUGGUUAUUAAAGGAGUAUUCCGGGUUGGAUUCAAGUUAAGCUCAAUCAACAGCAUUUGUGGCAUAAUAUUGAUUACCAUAAAAAUUAAUUUUGACUUGAACUUCCUUUUCUUUCAAAAAAAGCAAAAAUCGAGGUUACAUUGAGGCACUUACAAUGGAAGUGAAUGGGGCCAAUCCAGAAACAUUAAAAUACUCACUGUUUCAAAAGUAUAGCCACAAGACAUAAACAAUAUUGUAGUAAACAUGAUUUCAGUGUGAUAAAAUAAUUUACUAACCUUGUCUGUGUAAAGUUCAAGACAAUUUUACUACUUUGUUGCCAUGUAAAAAAUGUAUAUUUUCACGAUGUACAAAGAAG